Labrus mixtus (cuckoo wrasse) is the source of this 1014-nucleotide messenger RNA. RefSeq names its product glutathione S-transferase Mu 4-like. The record is from RefSeq and is a predicted model, not a curated record. The transcript is spliced from 8 exons. Bases 78 to 749 code for a protein of 223 amino acids. Gene Ontology annotation, biological process: glutathione metabolic process. NCBI's taxonomy places the organism in Eukaryota, Metazoa, Chordata, Actinopteri, Labriformes, Labridae. Gene Ontology annotation, molecular function: glutathione transferase activity.
CUCUCUCUCUUCUCUCCCUCUCUGUCUCCGCAGCUUGAAGUGUUCAGCCCCGUUAAGUGUCGAAAGGUGUAUUGAGAAUGGCAAUGAUACUGGCGUACUGGGACAUACGUGGGCUUGCACAGCCUGCCCGCCUGCUGCUGGAGUACACAGGCACCAAGUAUGAGGACAAGUUUUACUGCUGUGGUGAAGCUCCCGACUAUGACAAGAGCUGCUGGUUUGAUGAAAAACAAAAACUGGGAAUGGACUUUCCUAAUCUGCCCUACUUGUUGGAUGGAGACAGGAAGAUAGUCCAGAGCAAUGCCAUCAUGCGAUACAUUGCUCGUAAGCACGAUAUGUGUGGAAAGUCGGAGGAUGAGAAAAUCCGUGUGGACAUCAUGGAGAACCAGUCAAUGGACUUUAGAAACGGCUUUGUGAUGAUGUGCUACACGGAUUUUGAUGGAAAAAAGAAAGGGUAUUUUGAGAAGCUGUUGGACACGCUGAAGCAGUUCUCGGACUUCUUGGGAGAAAGGAAGUGGUUUGCAGGUGACAGUAUCACUUUUGUGGACUUCGUCAUGUAUGAGCUGCUGGAUCAACACAGGAUGUGCUUCCCUUCAUGCCUGGAUAAGUUCAACAACCUGAAAGGUCUUAUGGAUCGUUUUGAGAAACUGGAGAAGGUCGAUGCCUACAUGAAGUCAAGCAGAUUCAUUAAGACUCCUGUGAACAACAAGAUGGCCAAGUGGGGGAACAAGAAAGAAUGUUCUCAAGUUUGAAAUCGAUUUCUCGUACAUUAAAAAUGAGAGAACUAUAACCUGUUACCAAUAGCCCAGUUUUGAUAUCACCUGUUUUGGGUUUUUUUUCUCUCUUGUUGAAUCAAAAUUGUUUAAAAAGUAUUCCAACUUUGUACUUUUAUGAUUUAAGAUUUGUAGACACUUUCAUCUAAAUGAAAAGAUGUAAUUUGUUUGAUACAUCUUGAAACAAGUGUCAUUGAAUGUACAUUUCAUGACAUUUGAAAAUCAAUUAAAGGAAAAUACAACA